GACACAUCAGACAUUUACAUGUAGAUUAGGUUGGCAGACAUUUCAGGGAGUCUCCCCCUCGUGAGAGCCACUGGUAUGAUACAUGGGAUAAAUUCCUCAAUGAUAUUGAUAGCUAGUUUAAUUCAGCAUUUCAUUUCCCUUCUUUCCUCUUUAUUUCCUCUGUUUAUAUCUCGAAAUGAUAUAAUUGUAAUGAUUUUUUUCCUCUUUCAUUCUGAACAGUUGCACUGAAAUGUGCCCUUUCUUCUUGGUCAUAGGUUUAAUGCUUUUUAGAAUUAUGUUCUGUGGUAACUGAAAUGAGAAUAUGAAAUAAGUUUAAACAUUUUUCCAAAUGUAGUAGUGUGACUUGCUCAUUGAUGUGGAGGGAGUGAGGGAAUCUGCAUCAGAGCAGUGUCGCAAAUUUGUGUAGGAAAACCUGCUGCCAAAGUACAUUGCCACUGUUUACCACUGUACUGGGUGCUCUCUUCCUCUGUAUCACACCCAACCUCAUUAUCAUCCUAAGUGGAUAGUGGGUGAAAAAUAGCAGUCUUGCAUGAUCUGAUCACAAUUUCACAUCCUUGCACAAAGGCUAGGGAGUGGACUUGACCUGCCUGGCCACUAACAGUACAGCGUUAGCUAAUAAAGAGCAUGCAGCCACAGUUCACUCAAAGUCUGUCAUGAUCCCCUUUUGAAAUAUGUUAAAACCAAGCGUGAGUUUCAAGGCUGUCUGAGACAUUCUUUAUUGCCGUAUAAAAACUCGGAGGUGAUCUGAGGGAACGUCAGGCGCAACGUGGGCCACACGAAGCGAAGUCGAGAGAGCCGCUGUUCCUCUGUAAACUUCACAACAAACCCAGGAUUUUACACAACAUGAGAGCCGCAUCUUACACCCAGAAGAGCCUGCAGGUUAGCGGCUCCAGCGGCAGAGUAAGGGUUCAGAGCCCGUCACCUUCCCGGUGCCGUGGAUCCUCAUAUGACAGCCGUGGACGUUCGGGUUAUCGCAGCACUGCUGUCGAGUUGGGCACAGAGAUACACCAGCAUCAUGCCAACGAGAAAGAGGAGAUGCAGGAACUCAAUGUGAAGUUUGCAGGAUACAUUGAGAAAGUCCAGGCACUAGAGCAGAGAAAUGCUGCUCUUCAGGCUGAGCUGGCUGCACUGCAAAGCCGCUACAAGGGAAGCCCCACAGGCAUCGGAGAAGAAUAUGAGCUCAAGUUUAAAGAGGUGCGGGAGCUUAUUGAGGCUCUGACUAAUGAGAAGGGAGCAGCUGAUAUCGAACGAGGCUACAUUGAAGAAGAGGUUGAAGUGUGGAGACUAAAGCUGGAGGAGGAGCUGGCACUCAAAGAAGAGGCAGAGAUGAUCCUGAGGGAGUUUCGCCAAGAUGUUGACAACGCCACACUGCAGAAGGCUGAGCUGGAGAAGCGUAUAGAGCAACUGGUGGCCGAGAUAGAGUUCCUCAAGAAGCUGCAUGAUGAAGAGGUGGCCGACAUCAUGAAGCAGAUUGAGGACUCGAAGAUUACUGCAGAGCUGGACGGCGAUCGGCCUGACCUGGCUGCUUAUCUGCGCAACAUGCGCGCAGAGAUAGAAGCGGUCGCUGCCCGCAAUGUCCAGGAAGCUGAGAAGUGGUACAAGAGCAAGUUUGACACCCUCAAGGAGCACGCUGGCAAACACGAGGUGCAAAUGAAGGCCAUGAAAGACGAGAUCACGACCUUGCACAACCAAGUGACAGACCUGCAGAACCAGAUUGAUGGGCUGAGGUCUCGCAACGCAGCCCUGGAGCAGCAGCUGGAGGACAUGGAGAUGUCCCACAUGGAUAAGGUGGAAAGCCUUGAAAGUGUCAUUGCACAGUUGGAGGCCCAGCUCUGCGAAACCAAACUGGAGAUGACCAAGUAUCUCCAAGACUACCAGGAACUGCUGCACAUUAAGCUCAAGCUGGAUGCAGAGAUCGCCACCUACAGGAAGCUGCUGGAAGGGGAGGAGCACAGGCUUGGAAUUGCCAAAGAUGUCUAAAUGUCCGGAAUGAGAGGAGCUACAAGUCCAAAGUGGCCCCAGAGAAGACCAGCAGAGCAUCAUCAGCUCAGUCUAGUUAAAGACUUCCCUAUCUAUCCAUUCUUUCUCUAUUUUAUUCUCCUUACUCAAAGGGGACUGUUUGAAAUGUUUCAAUACCAGUGCCGAUUUGACAUCUGAGUUUCAGUAAAUAUAUGCUUGUUUAGAAAAUAACUAAAUAAGAUUACAAAUCUGAUGCCAGCUUUCUGUACUUGACAGUUUUGGAUACUUGGUGCUGCAGACACAUUUCACUCAGUACCCAGGAAGUAUUGAGGUUCAAUCCCCAGCCCUCCUUGCCAAGUUAGAUACCUUGCCACCCCCUGACCCCACCAUCCUUAGAUCUUUGCUUAUAAUGUCUACUUGCUACCAGUUCUUACUUCAAAUGUUUUGUAAUUUUCCUGCCACUUCCCUUGCCUUUCCCUGUCCAACUCUACCUUGUCAGCCCCCCGCCCCAUCCUGUUUUACGACAUCCCCCAGGUCUCUUUAGCCAGAUCCCUUUCUUUACUCCUUUUCCUACAACACCCUUGUUGAAUUCACUUUCUCUUUUCGUUUGCAAAUCAACCCUGCUGUUAUACCCCUCUCACCAUUUCAUUCCUUCUCUUUGCUACAUCUGCCACAGCUUCUCUUGAUCCAAUUUUCCCACCCCCUUUACAAAAAACACUUUUGUCCUGCUGUAAUGUGCCAUGUCUCAAACAGAGCGAACAAAUAUCAUUAGUGCUAUUACAGGUCUUUAUAGUGCCCCCCGAUUAUUCCAAAUGUUUGACAAGGCACAAUUAAUAAUGUUGACCAAAUGUUACUUAAUAAAGAUUGAAGUGAGUGCAU
Molecule: messenger RNA, 2838 nt
Organism: Micropterus dolomieu (smallmouth bass)
Lineage: Eukaryota; Metazoa; Chordata; Actinopteri; Centrarchiformes; Centrarchidae
Product: desmin-like
Exons: 1
Coding region: 844-1980 (378 amino acids)
Biological process (GO): intermediate filament organization
Cellular component (GO): intermediate filament; axon; cytoplasm
Molecular function (GO): structural constituent of cytoskeleton
Source: RefSeq, a predicted model, not a curated record